AUGAAAACAAUAAGUCUAUUAAACUUAAAAGGCGGAGUUGCUAAAACAACAACAGGUGGAAAUAUAGCAAAAGGUUUAGCAAAUAGAGGCUUUAAAACGCUUUUAAUUGAUACUGAUAUGCAAGCUAAUGCAACAAGUAUUUUUCUUGAGGAUGAACGUUGGAAAGAGGAGUAUAAAGAUUUUGCAGAGUUAUUAGUUGAUGAAAAACUUGAAGAUGUUGACCAAUAUAUUUAUAACGUAAGUGAUAAUUUAGAUAUGAUUGGUUCAAGUUUAGCAGUUGCUGAAAGUGAAUUGAAAGUAAGAAAUUCAUUCAAUCGUAAUUCAUCAAACAUUGUAAAAAAAGUUUUAAAGAAACUAGAUUCUAAAUAUGAUUAUUGUAUUAUUGAUUGUGCUCCAACAAUUAAUCUAAUUACUCUCAAUAUUAUUAUUGCGAGUGAUGAAAUUAUCAUCCCAAUAAAAAUUGAUAAAUUUGCACUUGAAGGUUAUAGAACGACUUUAAAGAACAUCAAUCAAAUUAUUGAUGAUUAUGAGUUAGAUACAGAGGUGACCGUACUUUAUACAAUGGUCAACAGAAAUAAUAUUGAUAAACAAUUUAUUCAAGAAAUAUCUGGGAAUAGAUUUGAAACCACAAUACGACAUCAAGCUAAGCCAGUUACAGAAAGUGCUUUAAAGAAUGAGGUAUUAAUUGAUAGUUCUAAAAGUUCUAAAGUAAAAGAUGAUUAUUUAAAUCUUAUUGAUGAAAUAGUAAAAAGGGGUUAA
This is a messenger RNA of Colletes gigas, 759 nucleotides long. Its product is annotated as sporulation initiation inhibitor protein Soj-like. The record is from RefSeq and is a predicted model, not a curated record. Bases 1 to 759 code for a protein of 252 amino acids. The transcript has a single exon. Lineage: Eukaryota; Metazoa; Arthropoda; Insecta; Hymenoptera; Colletidae.